UCUAUAGGCGGGGCCUAACGUGGCGGCGGCGCAGCGCUGCGAUGGCGGUGAGCCGUGCGCUCGCUGUUCGCUUGGCCUACUCGGCAGCCGGAGCCUUGAUGGGUUUCUCGGCCUUUUUUACAUGGAGCCUGGCACCCAAAUUCCGACAACCAGCCACGGCAGCAGCCGGGGGGCUCUCGGCAGGUGUUCUGGCGCUCUGGGCCCUAAUCACGCAUGUGAUGUAUGUGCAGGAUUACUGGAGGACCUGGUUAAAAGGGCUGAGGUUCUUCCUCUUCAUCGGGAUCCUCUUCUCAGCUCUCUCCAUGGUGGGAUUCUGCACAUUCCUCGUCCUGGCCAUCACCCAGCAUCAGUCCCUGACUGAUCCCAGAAGCUUUUACCUGUCGUGUGUCUGGAGCUUCAUCUCUCUGAAAUGGGCUUUCCUGCUCAGCCUCUAUUCCUACCGGUACAGGAAUGAGUUUGCAGACAUCAGUAUCCUCAGUGACUUCUAACAGCUGGGACUUAUUGCUCCUGUCUGAAAGGUGCUGGAUGUCUGAGCUGCCCCCCAGCGGUACGUGCAAGAAGCAUUAGAGGAGGCAGAGAAGGAAACCACCCAGUGCUGCUCGGUUUGUCUGUCUGCAAUAAGGGGUUUUUUAUUUGUUUCCUAAUUGCUUUUACUCAACCAUUUAAAGUUUGGCUCACGCUCUCAAUCUGUUCCUUCUGUCACAUCCCUGUGCCUGGCAGUGAGCUGAAAGGCACCAUCUGCUCACAGACAGCAGGCCUGCACCCACACCCUCAUUGCCCCGAGGUCUAUGGGGUUCAUGUGGGUCAGAAGCCCCCAAUGUGGAGGGGCUGUAAUGCCUUCAGGAUGCAGCCCCUGAGGGUGUGCAUAGCAAACAACCCUGCUGUGUGCAAGCCAAACCCUACAACCAAACUCCUUGCACUGCUCUGCCCCAUGGAGAGGAAGGGAAGGGAAGCCCUGGGUACCCCCAGCACCCCACAUCUCCCACAGUGUGGUACAGCUGAGAUCAAGGAGCAUCUUGAUACAGCAGAGCAGUGGGCAGCUGGGCCAGGGGGGGCGGCUGGGAGUCACUAAAGCCAGACCCCACUAAAGCCAGACCCCACUAAGGCCAGACCCCACUAAAGCCAGACCUCACUAAAGCCAGACAAAGUCCACGUGAGUGGAACACACUUAGGAGCUUCAGUGCUCAGCCUUUUAAAUACUAACCCCCCCCCUUCCUGCUGGCAGCAAUGGCAGGAGGUGCAGUGCUGAUCCCUGCUGACCACCGUGGAGUCUGCAAGUGCUUUUACACUGGCUGUCCUAACCCAUCUCCUACACAACACUGCCCUUGGGUUUGCUGCUUGGCUGCUGUUCCCAGCCCUAUAAGCUGCUGCUGGUCCCUUCCCAUCACCGAGUGACAUCACAGCAAGGCCCAGCAUCCAAAACUCCCAUCACUUUUACCCCCCUGGAGGUUUUUAAACGUUAUUUCUGUGAUGAUUUACCCACAGAAAAGCUCACUGAACCCCUUGUUUUAUUCCCCCCCCACCCCCUGGCAUCUUUUAGCUCUGGACUUUAUACUCCAAUCUCAGCUUUUUAAAAGAUGGUGGAUGUAAAUAUAUAAUAUAUAUAUAUAUAUUUUUACAUUGUGCUUUGGUUGCACGCUUGGUGUAAGGCCUGGCCCUGCAGCGGGGUGGUGAUCGACAGCAGAGCUCGUCUGUGUGUAUCCCAGCAUCUCCUUGUACUAAACCACACUGUAACUCCUAUGUGAUGCCACAAUAAGAGCAGAAAUACAGUCAAUUUCUCACCGUA
Coturnix japonica (Japanese quail) is the source of this 1786-nucleotide messenger RNA. RefSeq names its product solute carrier family 48 member 1 (gene SLC48A1). Gene Ontology annotation, biological process: heme transport. Gene Ontology annotation, cellular component: plasma membrane; lysosomal membrane. Lineage: Eukaryota; Metazoa; Chordata; Aves; Galliformes; Phasianidae. Gene Ontology annotation, molecular function: heme binding; heme transmembrane transporter activity. The record is from RefSeq and is a predicted model, not a curated record.